Anastrepha obliqua is the source of this 3287-nucleotide messenger RNA. Its product is annotated as galectin-8-like. Bases 1340 to 2545 code for a protein of 401 amino acids. The transcript has 4 exons. The record is from RefSeq and is a predicted model, not a curated record. Lineage: Eukaryota; Metazoa; Arthropoda; Insecta; Diptera; Tephritidae. Gene Ontology annotation, molecular function: galactoside binding; carbohydrate binding.
AAAAUAAAAAAUAAAAAAAAAUAAUAAAAACCAAAAAAUUAAAAAAACAAACAAAAUUAAUAAAAAUAAAAAGUAAUAAAAAUAAUAGAAGUACACAGCUCAAAUUAUACAAAUUUUAUUAGUGUGAAGUCAAACAGUGCGCACACCGAAAUCAAUUAGCUGUGUGCAUACGUUUGUUAAAAUGAGCGCAGAAAACAGCUGUAUUAAUUGCGCCAACAACAACACAUCACAGGAAUUGUUAUUUCGAUUUGUUGGUAUUGGCAAAUGGAAAAUAAACAAAAUCCCAUUGAAAGCUAAAUCAAACGAAUGCUCGAUAACUUUAUUAUCAUGAAAUAAAGCACACACGUAGCACACCCUUUGGUAGAAAAAAGUAAAAAAAAACACAAAAAAAAAAAACAAAAUACAGCAGCUAUUUCAAACAAGGCAAACAGUUCAAUAGGCCAGAAUAACAUUGCAAAGCGGAAUGGGUGAAAGACGAAAAGUGCGAGAGAUUCGAAGCAAGCCGGCAAACGAGUGAUUCAUACAAUAGGGAAUUAGCGCCUGAAGUUGUUUCUUUAGAAUACUUGACAUGAGGUGAUUGCAGUGAAUACCCGAACGAGUGCUUGUUUGCUUUAUUAAUCACUUAAAGGAUAAUACUUAAAAGCAAAGCAAUUGAAAUUCAUGAAAAUGCAUGACUCAAGAACUCACUGAAACCCAUUGUGACCUUUGUUUUCAGCAGCAAAAACACCUUGAAAAAGCAAAUAAAAAAAAAUAAACAACCACGUUAAGUACUAACGUGGUGACACACUAAAAUCAACAAUCAACAAACAACAACAAAUGCAAAGAACAAUACAUUUAAUAUAAAUUGCCACAUGAGAAUUGAAAAACCAAAUAAAAUUUAAAAAGCAUAGCGUGCAACUGAACACAAAAACUUCCAUCUGCUAUCGCUGCCAUAAACGAGUGAAUUUUCCAAAAGUUACUCGCCACCCCCAGAGCGCCUCAUGGAAUUGCACACAUAAGGCGUUAAGUUGUAACCUAAAACCCAAACUCAAAUCGCAAUAAAAAAAUCAAAAAAAAAAAACACUCGGUUGUAUUUCAACGCGGUUGUAUUAUGCUCGAAGUGCAUACAAUCACACGCAGCCCCACAGCUAAAAAAGCAAAUGACAUAUUGGCUUACCAAAAGGCCUUCAAAUUUCUCGCAAUAGUGGCUUGCUUCUAUGCGCUGUCGCCUGUGUGACCUUUUAACAUACAUACAUACAUACAAACAUAUUCUUUACGCUACACUCAUUGCGUUUGAAACAGUACCACUACCAUUCGCGUAAAUACUUGCAAAUUAAAAUUAAUCGUCAAUAAUUGCAAAAUGUGCUUUCGCGGCAUAUUUGAUUGUCUCUUCGGCUGCUGUAAGUCGAAGAAAGCGCAUGGCCUAAAUGAGAGUUCAUUCUACGACUACGUGGAGCCGUUGCCCGUAUAUCAAAAUGAGAAGAUCGGCACUUUGAAGGAAGGCAUCAGCUUCACCAUUACCGGUAAAAUUUUGCUCAAUUGUGAGCGAUUUUCGAUCAAUUUCGUUAUCGAGAAUGCAACACGAGAUGUUGCGCUCCAUAUCAAUCCACGCCUGCCGCAAAACUACAUUGUACGCAACACCAAAGUGAAAGGCGUAUGGGGCAGGGAGGAGGUUUCGUCAGCACUGCCAUUCUCACUGCAUCGUGGAAGCCGUUUCGCCAUGCAGAUUUUCAUAACAGACAGCGAUUAUCUGAUCUCCGUGAAUGGUAUACAUUUUGCCAAAUAUGCGCAUCGCUUGCCCUACACUUCGGUGUCGACAGUCGAGGUGAAGGGCGAUGUGGAGGAUGUGAACAUGGAACGCGCCGAUGUGGAAUGCUAUCCGGAGCAUUUACCAGGCGUAGAUCCCAAAGAGAUAUGUGUGGCUUUAGACAUUUUCGAUGAGCACCCCAAUGGUGGCGAUAAGUCCGCAUUGAUACCCUACGACGAAGUGGAUGGCUCGAAUUUGGAUUGGGCGCCACUUGGCAUAAAAAGCACGAUUGCGCUAAUGAAAAAUGUCGCAUGUGGUAUACCACUACCCUACUACGGCCUCUUGCCGACUAAUUCGUUGAAAGUGGGGCGUUGCCUUCAAAUUGUGGGACGCGUCAAAUUGUUGCCACAAUCGUUCUACAUCAACUUGCAAAAGGGUCAACACUAUUGGCCGCAUCCGAUUAUCGCAUUUCAUUUUAAUCCGCGUUUCUCGAAACAGAGUGGCGCAAUCGGCAAAGCGAUUGUGUGUCGAAAUGCUUGGUUCAAUGGCGCUUGGGCGGAGGAGGAGCGUUCCGAAUUGGACACAGACUUUCGGCCGGGCAAGACGUUUCGCUUGGCUAUUGUGUGUGCGGAAAAUGCAUUCGAGGUGUAUUUGAAUGACAAACUCAUAACAGAGUUCAAGUAUCGCAUCAAGCCGGAUAUAGUGGAUACCCUGUAUAUACAGGGUGAUAUUAAAUUGCGAAGUGUUGUGCUGCUCAGCAAUUUGUCGCCAAAGGGCACAAGACGCAUUUACACAAAUCCGCUCUUCAGAUAUAACUAAUGAAUUGCGCGAAAAAGACGAAAUAAAGUGAAGAUUUCCAAUGCUGUUUGCGGCACAUAGUCAGACAGUCAGUCAAUGGAGAAAGCCUUUGGAAAGGUAGUUGCGGAGUUGUAGUCGUGCAAGCGCAACUUAAGCCAUAUUUAAUAUGGAUAUGCGAAUAGAUUUCUUAUUUAUUAGUUUUUAGCUUUAAUUAUUUUCUUCGUAUACUAUUUCCAUAAAGAUCUGUUUGCUUUUGAUUAACAUUUAAGUUCUUAGGAAAACCAAAAAAAUGCAUCAAAGAUUAGAAAAUACUUACAAUAACUAAUUAACGAAAAACAUUUACCAAGACAUAAUUUUUUUAAGAUUUUUAAAGCAUUUUGAAACUACAAUAUAUGUAUGUAUGUAUUUUCUUUUACUCGAUUACGUUGUUAGUAUAUAUUAGAAAAAAAACUUAAAUAAAAUACGAAAAAAAUUUCUAAAAUAAUUAAAAAGGCCUACUCGCUUUAUAAUUGAGUUUCUCGGACAAUAAUUAACUUAGGCAGUGUGUUUAGGCUACGAAAGCGUCCGGUGGUCUAGCAUAUAUAUGUAUAUAUAUAGCAGUACGCAUACAUACACCAGUGCAUACAUACAUACAUAGAUGUGUUUCCAAAAUUUUAAAUAUUAAACUUGAAAUAUCCUCAAUGGACUUGUGAUGAUUUUUCUUAAAGCAGAGCUAAAAGUGGAGAGUCGAAAUAAACGAAUGUAACUGUAUGCUAUCUCCAAA